CCCCGCCACAUCUAUCUCUUCACUCCCCCCCACCUUAACCCAUCUCGCUGGACGGCACAUUCAUAGUCAUUUGAUGCCACACUGAUGUCCGAAGAUGUCGACCUGCAGCAGCAAAUACUGCAGCGAACUCUUCGCGAGGUAGCGCAGGAAGAGGAGGAUCAUGAAGCGGCCAAUCCUUGUGUGAUUUGCUUGGAGCCCGUCUCCGAAGUGGCCGUCGCUGUGCCUUGCAAGCAUGCGAACUUUGACUUUCUAUGCUUGGUAAGCUGGCUGGAACAGCGUCGCAACUGUCCGCUUUGCAAGAGCCAUGUCACCUCCGUGACGUACAACCUCGAAGGCCCCGAAGCUCCUAAGACCUAUCAACUACCUGAACUACCCCCGUCGACACCGGAGGCACCUUCUACAAACCAUCGAGGUUUCCCUGGUCGUGAUUUCCGACGCGGUCGUCCGCAUCCACACCGUCCUCGAAGCCCGCCGCGCCCGCCACAACAACCCGAUGAUCCGCUCCGACGACGCCAGCACGUCUACCGCCAUCAGCUGUACUCACUGCGAGUGGGUACCAACCGCCUCUCGCAAUACUGCGAAUUGUCACCGGACAUGUUCAACCGCGAUGAAGCGCUGGUCUCACGCGCACGGAAAUGGAUCCGGCGGGAGCUGCAGGUCUUCGCUUUCUUGAACCCAGAAGAGCCCCAACCAAGUCACGUCACCCGCCCGGGACAGCGCAGACUCGAGAACCGUCGAGGGAACAAUGCCGAAUUCCUCCUGGAAUAUAUCAUUGCAAUCCUCCGCACCGUGGACGUCAAGGGCAGUGCGGGACAGGCGGAGGAGCUCCUCCGGGAUUUCCUGGGGAGGGAUAAUGCGCGCCUGUUCCUGCAUGAGCUUCAGGCGUUUCUCCGGAGCCCUUAUAUGUCUCUGGAGGAUUGGGACCGGCACGUCCAGUACGAUGAGCCGGCUCCGGGUUCCGCCACCCCUAAUGCGGGGUCCGAUCGCACAUCUACGCCGAUUUAUCGGGGAGGUCGGGGUGGUGGUCGAUGGGCUAAUCGUGGCCGGGUGUCGAAGCCAUCCUAUGCGCGGGGGUCUCGUCAACAAGGCGGCCGUCGAGAUGCAUUGACGCAGGCGAGAAGAGUGCAGUACGCACGGGACCGGUAUAUCCCGGAUUGACUGUCUGCCAGUCUCGAUAUCACGGGUUUGCUUACGACGUUAUGAGUGAUGCACGAUGAAUCUUCCAAAAACCAUGUUUGUAUAUAUAUAG
This is a messenger RNA of Aspergillus campestris IBT 28561, 1249 nucleotides long. RefSeq names its product RING finger domain protein. Gene Ontology annotation, molecular function: ubiquitin protein ligase activity. The record is from RefSeq and is a predicted model, not a curated record. Bases 85 to 1158 code for a protein of 357 amino acids. Lineage: Eukaryota; Fungi; Ascomycota; Eurotiomycetes; Eurotiales; Aspergillaceae. The transcript has 2 exons. Gene Ontology annotation, biological process: protein monoubiquitination; protein polyubiquitination.